GUUUUGCAAGGUCCCAGGCCCGCGUAUAUAGACAGGCGAUUGUCUGCGCCGGCCCAGUUCUCUCGCCGCUGGCCCGCCCCUCCUUGUCUUGUGUAGCGACGGCUGUUGCUGCUGCUGCUGUUGCUGCUGCUGUUGCUGCCCGCAAUCGCCCCUUCUCCGUCGCAAUCGAGUUAGACGACCACGACCAUGGUCGACCACCACAACAGGGACAAGUUCCCACUGCCCGUCCCGCCGCCGCUCCUCCACACCCGUGGCAACAGUAUGGACCGCCCAGGCACGCCCGCCGAGGCCUUCAUCAGCCCGCAGCAGACGCCCCAGGGCAGCCCAAGCAAACACCACCAGCCGCCGGGCGCAUUCGACCUGCCCCAUGUCUUCGAGAAUGCCAUGCGCCUCCUGCCCACCAUGGGCUCGCCGCGCUCCAAGCCAGCGUCGCCGACGUUGCCCAACAAGCUGAAGCUGGGCGCCGCCGACGAUGCAGAGUACGCGGGGCCAGACUCCACCACGGUCACAUCGGGCUCGCCCACACGCAGGUCGAACCAGGAGAACGCACCGCCGGGCGGGCGCCCCGCGGUACAAAAGGACAACAGCCACAUGACACACGCCGCGCAGUCGCGCAAGGAGCCCUACCGGACGCGCGACACGGAGCAGUCGACACGCUACCUGAACGGUCCACAGCGCCUUUCGGCAGAGGACCUGGAGAAGGCGAGGAAGCCCGCAGUCAAGCGCCUUGCCAAUGUCACGCAACUGUAUUUCCUCGACUACUACUACGACCUCCUCACCUACGUACACACCCGCCAGACCCGCCUCUCGCAGUUCAAGGCCCAGAACCCUCCUCCGCCCGAGACGCCCGACGACGACUACAACACUGCUCUCACACAAUACCUCGGCCGCGAGCGUGCCAACCUGCGCAAGCGGCGCACGCGGCUAAGACAGGGCGACUUCCAGAUCCUCACCCAGGUUGGUCAGGGUGGCUAUGGACAGGUGUACUUGGCCCAGAAAAAGGACACGCGCGAAGUUUGCGCCUUGAAGGUCAUGAGCAAGAAGCUGUUGUUCAAGCUGGAUGAGGUCCGCCAUGUCCUGACAGAGCGCGAUAUUCUGACCACGGCUAAGAGCGAGUGGCUUGUACGCUUGCUCUACGCCUUCCAAGACGACAAGAGCAUCUACCUUGCCAUGGAAUAUGUUCCAGGAGGUGACUUUCGCACCCUACUCAACAACACUGGCGUUCUGCACAACCGACAUGCGCGCUUCUAUAUUGCGGAGAUGUUUACAUGUAUCGACUCACUGCAUCAAUUGGGCUACAUCCAUCGAGACUUGAAGCCCGAGAACUUCUUGAUCGACAGCACCGGACACGUCAAAUUGACCGACUUUGGUCUGGCUGCUGGUAUACUUGCCCCCUCCAAGAUCGAAUCGAUGCGGAUAAAGCUCGAGUCGGUCAGCGAUGUCGUCUCGCCAUUCGGCCGACCAAUCGAAGAGCGAUCUGCAGCGCAGCGACGAGAAAACUACCGCUCCCUUCGUGAGCGAGAUGUCAACUACGCAAAGAGCAUUGUGGGCAGUCCGGAUUACAUGGCCCCUGAAGUACUCAAGGGGGAGGAGUACGACUUCACAGUGGACUACUGGAGCUUGGGGUGCAUGCUGUUCGAAGCGCUGGCUGGAUACCCGCCCUUUGCUGGCGCCACGGUCGACGAGACAUGGCAGAACUUGAAGCAGUGGAAGAAGGUCUUGCGGAAGCCCGUCUACGAAGACCCCUCGUACUUUCUCUCCAAGCGCACAUGGGACCUUAUCGUGCGUCUUGUGGCCUCCAAGACUUCCCGCUUCCGCAACAUCACCGAGAUUCACGCUCAUCAGUAUUUUGCUGAAGUGGAUUGGACCAAGUUGAGGGAGCAAAAGGCACCAUUCGUGCCAGAACUGGACAGCGAGACUGACGCCGGGUACUUUGACGACUUUGGCAACGAAGCCGACAUGGCCAAGUACAAGGAGGUGCACGAGAAGCAGGCUGCGUUGGAGGCUAUGCAGGAUCGCAAUGUCCAAAUGAGCAAAGGUCUCUUUGUUGGAUUCACCUUCCGCCACAAGAAGCCCACCGAAGAGAAUGGUAAGCCGGCAAGCCCCAGAAAGCCGCUUCCCAUGGUCGACGAGAAUUUUGGCACCAUUUUCUAGAGGCAUGGUCCUCGCCCAGCACGCGAUAGCACUGGCUGCAUCUGUGCAUUUGCGGUUUUGUUAGUUUAUGCGAUUCGUUUGAAGCAUGUGGCAGUCGUCGUUUUGGGACGAGUAAUGAGGCGAAUGGAUAAAAGGAACGCUUUCAUGACUUGGCCAUCACAGUCUCCAUCAAAUUCGGCGUUUGGUCUGGGACCCGCAUAUUCCUUUUGGCGGGCAAUUGCGCGGCAUGCUUUCGGAGGAUCGUGUAUUAGUAGACAAUGGAUACACGAAUAUCAUGAGUAC
Exserohilum turcica Et28A is the source of this 2436-nucleotide messenger RNA. RefSeq lists its product as uncharacterized. The transcript has 4 exons. Gene Ontology annotation, biological process: intracellular signal transduction; peptidyl-serine phosphorylation. Lineage: Eukaryota; Fungi; Ascomycota; Dothideomycetes; Pleosporales; Pleosporaceae. The coding region runs from base 187 to 2154 and encodes 655 amino acids. Gene Ontology annotation, cellular component: spindle pole body. The record is from RefSeq and is a predicted model, not a curated record. Gene Ontology annotation, molecular function: protein serine/threonine kinase activity; ATP binding.